CAGGGGGGUUAAAUGCUUAUACACUUGCAAGACCUUGGCCUAACAGGGUAACAGAAUCGGAAAUUUAUUUAAACUUAGCGUAGUAUUAACGUACAAGGAACAAAAUAUUUUUAAUUUUACUUUUCAUCUCUAUAUAUUUUCAAAAGGGUUUCCUUAACUAGUAAGGGAAGGAAAACAAAAAGAGUAUUCCUGCUAAUGAACAAAGCACAAUGUAACGUGUAUGUUCUGGACAUAAGCUCACUGGACGUAUAGUACGAAAUACGGUAUUACAAUAUAUAACUGCGUGUUUCACAUUUGAAAGUGAAGACAGACGUCAUACUACUGUACAAGGGCAUCAAUGUAUUUUACAGCGCACAGCUGUAUUUCCCUUGUAACGACACUAGAGGGCACCCAAUAGCCACCGGACACACAAAGCAACUUUUCUUAUAAAAGUAGCUAAAACACUUUUAAGUAAAUACAAAUAAAUAACGACGCAUUCACAUUGCAUUUUAUACCACUGUACUGUUGCUUUAUUGCCUUAAUAACCCAUCCUGAUAGGCCUAUGAAAGAUGAAAAGAGACCCCCCACCCCGGGUAAUGCCAUUCCAGGUCCUCCACCCAUCCGUCACAGGGCCAUUUGGUCUUGUGUGCAGCAGUCCCACUAUACCUUCCUCCAAUAAUAAUUAAGCACCUUCUAUCGGAACCAGCUGUUCACAGUCUGUGUCGUAUUGAAGAACAACAUUUCUGCUGAUCUGCCAAGGACGAAGCGACUUGCGAGGGAAACAAAAGGAGCUUCUACUUUUCACGUUCGAUUCCGAGUGUGCGGUGUUGUCCCGUCACACUACGCAUGGACGGGACGCGGACCAAAAGUGGCACCUGCACAGAGGGACUCUGAACAUGUAUUGCGCAUGAAUCUGCGCUCACUUGGUGGUUUUGAUUCACAUCAGAAGUGAAGCGCAUCUCCAUCUCACAGGAUGCAAGUGGCGCGCUGAGCGCCGCUUCUUAUGUCCGGGUGCGCAAAGUUGCACAUAGAGCCGCGCAUUUUCACAAGUGCUGGGUUACUUGUCACACACCAGUGGUUCAGCGAAGCGGAGAGUUUACUGCGAUGUCAGCCAUUCGGAGGAAAUUUGGAGAGGAUUACCAGGUUGUGAACACCAACCGAGGAAUUGCCUUCUCUGCCCCGGUGAAGAGGAAGAGGCAGCGGUUCGUGGAGAAGAACGGCCGCUGCAACGUCCAGCACGGUAACCUUGGUGGGGAGACGAGCCGCUACAUCUCGGACCUCUUCACCACACUGGUGGAUCUCAAGUGGCGCUGGAACCUGCUGAUUUUCAUCCUUACCUACACGGUAGCCUGGCUCGUCAUGGCUUCCAUGUGGUGGGUCAUCGCCUACAUCCGCGGAGACCUGAGCCACGGCGGCCACGACUCCUCGUACACUCCGUGCGUCGCCAACGUGUACAACUUCCCCUCCGCGUUCCUGUUCUUCAUCGAGACGGAGGCGACCAUCGGCUACGGCCACCGCUACAUCACAGAGAAGUGUCCCGAGGGCAUCAUCCUCUUCCUCUUUCAGUCGCUGCUGGGUUCAAUCGUGGACGCCUUCCUCAUCGGGUGCAUGUUCAUUAAGAUGUCGCAACCAAAAAAGCGGGCCGAGACCCUCAUGUUUAGCCAGGACGCGGUGAUUUCGCAGCGGGACGGGAGGCUGUGUCUUAUGUUCCGCGUGGGAAACCUGCGCAACAGCCACAUGGUGUCCGCGCAGAUCAGGUGCAAACUCAUCAAGUCCCGACAGACCCCAGAGGGUGAGUUCCUGCCUCUGGACCAGUGUGAACUGGACGUGGGUUUUGGAACAGGGGCAGACCAGCUCUUCCUGGUGUCACCUUUAACCAUCUGCCACGAGAUCAACCCCAAGAGCCCGUUCUUCGAUCUGUCGCAGCACUCGCUCGUAAACGAGCAGUUCGAGAUCGUCGUCAUCCUCGAGGGCAUUGUGGAAACCACAGGGAUGACCUGUCAGGCGAGGACGUCCUACACCGAGGAUGAAGUCCUGUGGGGUCACCGUUUCCUGCCAGUCAUGUCACUCGAGGAAGGCUUUUUCCGGGUCGACUACUCCCAGUUCCACAACACCUUCGAGGUGCCCACGCCUCCCCACAGCGUGAAGGAGCAGGAGGAGAAGUCCUCGCUGACAUCAUCCAUCGCUCUCCCCGCUGCUCCCACACCCUCCUCCCCCCUGUUGGGAAACGGUGCCCGAGGUGGCCAGAGAGAAAGACUCCUGUCGGCCGACUUUGUUGACAGUACGGAGAACCAAGCUUCCAGGCUUCCCAGGAAACUCCAACGAAUGAGCUCCUCGAAGGAGGAGUUCUGGAAGGGGCUCAAAUCAGGAACGCCCUUGCCAGGGGGCAAAGCCUCCAGCACUGGAGACCUGCCACUUAGCAUCCAGAGGCUACGGUCCAGCUCCAUCCCAGUGUCACGGCAAGGACAGCUGGAAGAACAAGUGCAGCUGUUGUCCUUGGAUGGAAACGCAGAUGAAUUUGAGGUGGAGAAACACAGACUGCCGGCAGCCGUGAGCGCCAUCAUUGCUCCGAACCCAACGCCGAUCCCGAACUCUUUGGUCAGGAGUCGACCUGACGACAACCUGCCGGCCAAAUUGCGCAAAAUGAACGUUGACCGUUAAUUCAUCUCAGACUUAAGCGAUAUAAAUCAGGCUUCAAGGGCAUGGUAUAUGAAAUAUUGAUCUUGUUUUUUUUUUCUCCUGUUAAUUUUAUCCAGUGUAUUAUGUGUACUGUUAGGCUCCAAGCAGGUGUUUCUGCCUCUUCGAACAGAAGACCGCCAACAAAGCCAUGCGUCCAGUACACUGUGAGUCCUAUUUUAGAUCACCAUCAGUGCCCCCUACUGAAUAUUGACACUUCUGCCCUUGAGCUCGAUAUCAAAUACUUUGAUAGCAUCUUCUAAUCGAGCUCCAAAGCGGUAAUUUAAUAACAGUUAUUUCAAGGGAAUCGUGCGAUCAAGCCUCGUCUAAUUAGUCUCCUGCUGCAAAACUGGUCCAGCCAAUCAACACAACAAGUGUCACAACAAGACAAAAUAGGUUCUGCAGAAUAUGGGACACAUUUACAGUUGACUGGACACACUUGGUGGUACACAUUUGCAUACCAUUCCAUUUUCUGGACCUGCGUUGGGCCAGACAAACUUGGGUUAUGUCCAAAAUGAGGGUCGUGGACUUUUUGCUUUACGACAAACCAGGCAAACAGGCAUGGGAAAAAGAGUCGAUAGCAGAUAAGGGUUCUCAUUUGGAUUAUUCCAGGAUAUAAAAUAUAUUACCACAACCCCAGGGGCUUGGUUUUAUUAAGGCAUAAAAAAUGUAACAUAUCUCUGCAGGCUGCUGCUCUGUGGCAAAAGCCAAACGAAAGAAAAAA
This is a messenger RNA of Cynoglossus semilaevis (tongue sole), 3379 nucleotides long. RefSeq names its product G protein-activated inward rectifier potassium channel 1-like. The coding region runs from base 1084 to 2640 and encodes 518 amino acids. Gene Ontology annotation, biological process: potassium ion import across plasma membrane; regulation of monoatomic ion transmembrane transport. The record is from RefSeq and is a predicted model, not a curated record. Gene Ontology annotation, cellular component: plasma membrane. Lineage: Eukaryota; Metazoa; Chordata; Actinopteri; Pleuronectiformes; Cynoglossidae. The transcript is spliced from 3 exons. Gene Ontology annotation, molecular function: G-protein activated inward rectifier potassium channel activity.